AUGGUUAUAUUUUCUUCAAUUACAAUGAGUGCAGCUGCUUAUUAUAUGGGGCAAUUGGGGGCACACAAAAUUUUAUUAGCAAUUGUUGCCUGUUGUUGUCCUUUUAUGGCUUGUGGAACAGCUUUAGGGGGAAUGUUUUGGUUUGGAUUUCGUUUUGGUUCUCUUUUAUGUGUUACUCCUUUUUUGGUUUUGGCAUUGGGAGUUGAUGAUGCCUAUUUAUUGCUUAAUUCUUGGCAACGUUUAAGAAAAAAAAUGGAGAAAAAUAUUAAAAAACAAUUGGAAAUAAAUUUAUUAGAAGAAAAAGAGGAAAAUAAUUUUGAGAAAGAAAAGGAGGAGGAACAAAAAUUAAUUCAAAAAUUAAUGGGGGAUGUUAUGGUUGAUACGGGGGCUUCAAUUACAAUAACUACAUUAACUAAUGUACUUGCUUUUGCCAUUGGAGCUUUUACUCCCACACCUGAGAUUCGUCUUUUCUCGAUUGGAAAUGCUAUAGCUAUAACAAUUGUUUACAUUUAUCAAUGGACAGUUUUUGGUCCAGCAAUAGCUUUAUUUGGAUAUAAAGAAUUAAAUAAAAUAUUAAUAGAAAUUAAAAAGAAAAUUAAAAAACAAAAAAUAAUUAAUAAUAAUUUAAAUUCUUUAUCUAUUUCUUCUUCUUUUUCUUCGUUUUCAUCAGAAACAGAUAGCGGAAUUAAUGUUAAAGAAGAAGAAUAUUUUGAUGAAGAUAUUAAAAUAUCCGAGAAUAAUAAAAGAAAAACAAUUAAAAAAAGAAAAGAAGGAAUGGCUAAAAUUUUAAGAAGAUUAAUUCAAAAAUAUUGUAAAAGAUUUCUUCGUUUUUAUUGUCAUUCAUUAAAUAAUAAUUGUGUGGCUUUUGGAGUUUUUUUACUUUUAUUUUUAUAUGUUUGUAUUUCUCUUUAUGGAUUAUUUGGAAUUCGCGCAGAACUAAAACCAGAACAAUUAUUUUUACGUUCUUCUGACAUUCAGGAAAUUUUACGAAUUAGAGAUUUGUAUAUUAUGCCUUUUUAUGCUGUUUGCCUCGUUUUUGUCAAUCGUCCAGGUAAUUUUUCUGAGCCAACUCAACGAAUGAAAUGGCAUUCUUUGGUUGCUGAUUUUGAAGCUUUACCUUCUUCUGUUGGAAGUUUUUCAACAAAAUUUUGGUUAAGAGAUUAUGAACAAUUUGUGGAAUCUGAUAAUAAUGAUGAGUCUGCGCCUUUGGAUGAUUUAGUUUCUUUUGAAGGAAUUACUCCCGAUGAAAGACGUAAAAACGAAUUAACAGAAUUUUUGGAAUGGCCAGAAUUUCAAUUUUGGAAUGGAUUUAUUCAACUUAUUCGUCCAUUUAAUUCUUCUUCAGAACCACAAUUAAAAAGAUUUUUCUUCAGUACAGCCUCUUUUGGAGAAGAAUUAAAAGAAUGGUCGAAAAGAGAGGAAUUACUUGAACAUUGGAGAAGAGUUGCUGAUUCUUAUCCAGAAUUGGAAGUUAGUGUUUUUGAAGAUGAAGCCAAAUUUCUUGAUUUAAUACCUACAAUGAUCCCUCAAACAUUACAAUCAACAAUUUGUACAUUAAUUUGUAUGUUUUUUGUUUGCCUUCUUUUUAUGAAAAAUAUUCCUUCUUUGGCCAUUUCUAAUUUUGCCAUAUUUUUUACCUGUAUUGGUGUUUUUGGUAUUCAAUCAUUAAUGGGUACUGCACUUGAUCCUAUUUUUAUGAGUGCCGCAAUAAUGUCUAUUGGAUUUUCUGUAGAUAUACCUGCACAUAUUGUUUAUCAUUUUUAUAAAACUGGCGUUUCUGAAGGAAACGAAAAUAAAUUGAUAAAAAAUGUUGAAGAACGUUUACUUGAUUGUUUGGCUUCGAUUGCCUUUCCAAUUCUUGAGGCGGGACUUUCUACUUUGAUUUGUGUUAGCUCUCUGUUUUUAGUUGAUUUGCAUAUGGCCCGUGUCUUUGCCCGUACAAUGACACUUGUUGUGAUUAUUGGACUUUUACAAGGUCUUUUAGUUAUUCCAACAAUGCUUUGCCAAUUUUCCCGACAAAAAUCUUUACAAAACAAUGAAAAUAUUAAUAAUAAUAAUAAUGUUGCUCCAAUAGUUCUUGCUGUCAAUGAAUAG
Molecule: messenger RNA, 2094 nt
Organism: Meloidogyne enterolobii
Lineage: Eukaryota; Metazoa; Nematoda; Chromadorea; Rhabditida; Meloidogynidae
Source: the annotation of a GenBank genome assembly